AUGACCGCACCGAACCCGGGAGCCAACAACUCCCUGGCCUCGAUGAUGGAAGACCCUUUUGUUUCGAAUGAUAACGGAGACUUCACCUCCCCCCGCGAAUCCCAUCGAUUUUCGCCUUUUGAUAGCCAGUUAUUUAGCAUCAAUGCCUCCUCGCCAGCGCAGGCUAAGCGCGCCCUUGCGACUCGACUAGCGGAGACCGAGCGCCAAUUAGAGGAAACAUCUAAGGUCGGAACCGCACUUAUCGAGCAGCAACGACAGCUCGAGGAACAUAUCAAAAUUCUUGAACAACAGAAGGACGAUUCGGAAAUCCCCCAAGAGCUGCGCCAAAAGCUGGCCGACCUAGAACGUGAAUAUGCGGAGACCGAACGGGAUACAGCACGCGCAAUUUUGGCACCGAAACGACUGGCUGGAGGCUCGGAUGAUCACAUGGGUACCCCAGGAAUUGACCCAAAGUCCCCCCUCAGCCCCGCCCUCUUCGCCGGUCAAGCCACCAACUCCCCCAGCAAAGUCAGCGUUCCUUCUCGCAAACAACGCAACCAACCAUCCGGCCGUGUACAUGAUAUAGAAUUUGCUGCCGAAAUUUCGACUUCUUUACUCGGGCAGGUGCGCCAACUACAGGGACUUCUUGCGGAGCGCGAUGAAUCCAUCAAAGCUAUCAACUUGGAGAAAUCGCGCCUACAAAUGGAAGCAGAGGCCUACGAGCAGCGAAUCCGAGCUCUUGACGACAGCGAGCAGCGCUAUAAGGAUGAGAACUGGGCCCUUGAGACACAGACUCACGAGUUGAUGUCCGCUGUGAAAGAGGCCAAUGAACGGGAGAAGAAACUCGCUAGCACCUUGAGCGCUUCUAACGCAGAGAAGAGCUCAGUCGAGCACGAACUGGAGGAUCUGCGCCAAACGAACUCGAGGCUGCUGGAAGAUCAGGCUCUGACUCAGAAAGCCAAUGAUUCUGAAAUGCACUUGCUGCGACGCAAUCUGAAUGCUGGAGAUCUGGAAAAGUCAGCCCUUCACAAAAAGCUGGCGGAACUGACAUCCCAGAAUCAAGAACUCGCGAAGGCUGUCGCUAUGCGCAUCCGAGAGCAUGAGUCCCAGGGUAGCCGAGACAUGGCCGAUGACAAUGACAUGGACGAACCUGAACAAAUUACUCCUGAUAAUUCUCCCCCUCCAUCUCCCAAUAAGUUCACCCCUCGCCACGGCCAUUUGGAGUCAGAAACAUUGAAAAGUUCUUUGGGCCAUGCCCAUCGUAUGAUCCAGAACCUGAAGGGUACAAUCCACCGCGAGAAGACCGAGAAAUUCGAACUCAAACGCAUGCUGCAAGAGGCUCGGGAUGAAGUUGAACAGCGUCGCCGUGAAACCGCCGCUCCAAAUGGUACUGCUAGCAAGCGCUUAAAGAAGAAGGAAGACUCCUUCCGCAAGCCCGCUCGCCCAGACCUGUUAGGUGCUGGCCGUAAGUCGCAAGUUGAGCUUCAAGAUACUGACUGGGAAGACAAUGCUGGUCAAGUUAGCCCAAGUCGCUCUACCAUGGGCGCUUCCAUCCAGGGUCGACCCGGACGUGCCUCUCCCGAUGAGCCAAGUGAUGUAUACCACACCGCCACCGAAGCUGAGGAUGGCUUCGAAACUGCCAAUGAACGUGCAACCGCAACCGAGAGCGAAGCAUUCCAAACCGGCGUUGAGAGCAUGGCAGAUGACAGCAGUGACUCGGCAGAUCUGACCGAGACUGAAAACAAUGUUCAGACCACCCCCCGCCGGCGUGUCACUUCGACUUUGACGAUGUCUAAGUCUCGUGAUCGUAUGUCUUACCAUAGUUCUGCAUCCACCUCGGAUGACGAUGAUGAUGCCCAGGAGGUGGGAUAUCCUUCCCCCAACCAAAUUCACAUUUCUCGUCCUCGCGUCCGGUCAAAGCGAAGUAUUCUCCGACGGAUUCGGCCUUCUGGUGAGGCACCUAUGGCAUCUGGUAGCCGCCCAUCAAGCGCACGAAACUCUCCGGCGCCAAGCUUUGAGCAAGAGCCUGUGCCACAGGAGGGCCAGAGUCUGUUCGCAGAGUUAGCUGAGCUUGACGGUGGCGAAGAAGAUGAGGAAGAAGUCGGUAGUGCUUCGUCUCAAGCCUCUACCCCACGCAUGCAGCCUACACCUGGCUCCCGCCGCCCAUCCGAUGCGAUGCUCGACUUGAGCCCUAAGCCAGUCAUGGUUGAUUCCGGCGUAAUGACUGAACCUUGGGAGCCUAUGGUUCCUGCUGGUGCUGCUGUCCUUGGUGGCGCUGCCGCCGUGGCUGCCGCCGCCGCAGCUGUUUCCGAAAUUCCAACCACGCCAAAGCAAACUUCUCCCUCUGCGAACCGUGACGUCUCUGCUUCUGAGGAACAGGAGGCUCCUAGACCAGUCAGUUCUGGAACGCAAUGGACACCACUCAAAUCGUCAGCCCUCGAGGGUGAUCACGUAUCUAACGUUCCUACUCCGCCUAAGAUGGUAUGGGAUGAACGUUCUGUCGCAAGCCAGCAAGUUGAGACAGGUACUCAAGCGGAACCCGAACUCCCUAAGUUGGUUUUGGCGACUAUUUCGUCUCAAGAGACCUCGCCCGCUCUCCCAAAGUGGCCAGAACUGGGUAUUUCCUACUUCGCUGGAAGUGCGACCGAGCCCAUCCAACACGAGCUUCCAGUACCGGAGGUUCCAGAAGUGAACGUUUCUUCGAUCUCGUCUCAGUUCACUGAGCCUAUCAUUCCAGUCGAGCCCGUGCAAGAGCUGCCAGAGCUUUCCCUCUCAUCUCUCUUUACCUAUUCCACCGAACCCGUCGAGCCGCAAAUUCCCGAGCCUGAACCAGUGCCAGUACCUAUUGUCGAAGAAGUUCCUCAUCCAGAAGUUGGAUUAUCUUUUAUCUCAGCGCAGCAUACUGAACCCGUUUUACCAGAAGUUCCUGAGUCCGAGCCAGUGCCAGUCCCUGUCGUUGAAGAAAUCCCUCACCCCGAAGUUGGACUGUCCUUCAUUUCUUCAGAACAUACCAAGCCCAUCAUUCCGCAGCUUCCUGAGCCUGAGCCAGUCCCAGUGCCUGUGGUUGAAGAAGUACCGAUUCCCAAUGUUGGAAUCUCUUCAAUCUCUUGGCAGGACACUGAGCCUAUCAUGCCACAACUCCCAGAGCCCGUACCAGAGCCGGUCGUCAUGCCCGAGGCCGCGCCUGUUAUUCCACAAUGUGAAAUCUCGUGGUUGAAUCCAUCGUUCACGGAACCAGUCGCACACGUUCCCGUUGAAUUACCUCCUCAGCCCCUUCCUUCAGUUGCUUUCUUGCAUUCAGUGGAAACUCAACCAGUCAUCUCUUCACCAAGGGCUCUCCCCACGAUGGCCGAAUUGGGAAUUCAAACAGAUCCAGUAGAAGACUCCAAGGUUGCCGGCGCGGCCGUGGCAGUAUUUGAAGACAAUGAGCCUAGUGAAGCCGUUCGCGACCGUGCCAGUACUAGUACCAGUGAGCGUCGCACGAGUACAGGCCUAGCACUCAACGAUAUUUCGGGCAAUUCCCUGCAGAGAGAACCGACUAGCUCUGUCAGUACCGAUCAGGGUGCCCAGACUAUCCUCUCUUCGAAGCAGAUUGAUCAACUUCUCAUCGACCGGGAAGCUGCCCGUCCGAUUUCUUCUUCUGACAGCAAACAGUCGAGAGAGUUUGCAGCAGUUGCAGUAACGGCCGCGUCACCAUUCGCAACACCUAAAUUCCGCCCUCGCCCUCAACAGCAGUCGUCUGCCAAGUCAACCGGAUCUAUUCCACGCCGACCAGAUACUGCCACGAGCCAAUUGUCGGCCUCUAGUGCCCACCCUCCAUUGCCUGCUGAUCACCGCGAGGCAAUCCUUGCCGCCGGAAAGAAGUCCACCGAGUUUUCAUCGCCAGCGUCGCCCGGUACUAUGGGACCCCCACUUGCCCCCGCCUCUGCCUAUCGUAUCAACGCACAAACGGCACCCCGAACCCCCAACGAGCAAGUCCCCCGUGCUGGGUCAGCAAGGAGUGUCUCUAGUCAAGCACGUAUGCGAAGAGGGAGCCAGAGCCAGAUGUCACGUCGCUCAUCGGUGUCAUCCUUCGCAUCGGAGAUCGAAGAAAGGUUCAACAUCAAUCAACAUGCUGGAUCCAUGCCUAAUGGAUACGGCCCGAACACCGAUCCCCGCAUCAUUCAAGCAAUCACGCAAACAAUGAUUGGCGAGUUCCUUUGGAAAUAUACUCGAAAGACUGGUUCAUCGGGCAUGUCGUCAACACGGCAUCGCCGCUACUUCUGGGUUCACCCCUACACUCGUACUUUGUACUGGAGCGAGCAAGAUCCCCAGACGGCUGGAAAGAGCCAGAUGAAAACCAAGAGUGUUCCUAUUGAGGCCGUGCGGGUGGUUGCAGACGACAACCCAUACCCUCCGGGUCUCCAUUGCCGAAGCUUAGAAGUCGUUAGCCCUGGCCGUUGUCUGCGGUUCACUGCAACCACCAGCCAAAGACACGACACUUGGUACAACGCACUGACCUAUCUGCUUACAAGAGAAAACAAUGGCAACUGCGAAGAUCAUGAAAACAAUGUGACUUUGGAUGAUAUUGAUGAGUUCAAUCCUGGCUUCCGUUCUGGAUCGCGCCAGACGGCUAGAAUGUCUCUCUCGUCGUACAAUAGCCGUACACUUCGUCAGCCACCCAAGCAGCAGCAGCAGCGGGCUGCCUCAGCAAUGUCUAUGCGAUCUACUGGAACCCCCGGGCGCGCUUCGCCUGCCCUCAGCUCCCCAGGUCCCAACUCCUCACUGCAGGUCCCUGAAGAGCGUCAACGAUCCUCGUCUCGCCUGAGCACUAUUCUUAACAGUUCGAUCCGCGGUUCAAUUGCUAGCAUGAAGGGACGCAACGGUCAAGAAUCAAGUGUGCAUGAAGGCAGUGUCCGUGGCCAAGACAGCAUCGAGGACUUUGGACACGUAGUCGAUGAUGAUGAUCGACUUGAGAACGUUCGUGCCUGCUGUGAUGGCAAACACGAUGUGGGCUCACUCUCUCGUACCAGUCGGUUCAGCCCCCGAGUUGACCGAAUCCACUCUCACCACUAA
Penicillium angulare is the source of this 5034-nucleotide messenger RNA. Its product is annotated as putative nuclear migration protein (ApsA). Gene Ontology annotation, cellular component: cell cortex; mitochondrion. NCBI's taxonomy places the organism in Eukaryota, Fungi, Ascomycota, Eurotiomycetes, Eurotiales, Aspergillaceae. Gene Ontology annotation, molecular function: phospholipid binding; tubulin binding. The coding region runs from base 1 to 5034 and encodes 1677 amino acids. The transcript has 2 exons. Gene Ontology annotation, biological process: microtubule cytoskeleton organization; establishment of mitochondrion localization; dynein-driven meiotic oscillatory nuclear movement. The record is from RefSeq and is a predicted model, not a curated record.